Cucurbita moschata (crookneck pumpkin) is the source of this 741-nucleotide messenger RNA. RefSeq names its product CBS domain-containing protein CBSX2, chloroplastic. The coding region runs from base 1 to 663 and encodes 220 amino acids. The transcript has 8 exons. NCBI's taxonomy places the organism in Eukaryota, Viridiplantae, Streptophyta, Magnoliopsida, Cucurbitales, Cucurbitaceae. The record is from RefSeq and is a predicted model, not a curated record.
AUGGCCUCAAUUUCCACGCCCUCCUCUGUUCUUCCUAAUUCACGAUCAUUCCGGCAGACGCAAUCCCGGGCGGGCUUGACCGGCGGCGGAUAUAUUUCAUCGCCGUCGAGUCGGUUUGGGCCUCGGACGGUGGGCAUGGCAGUAUCUAGGCGCGAUGUGGGGAGUUCUGCGGCGUAUAGGGUUGGGGAUUUUAUGACCAAGAAGGGGAAUCUGCAGGUCCUGAAGCCUUCUACCACUGUUGAUCAAGCCUUGGAGGUUCUGGUGGAGAAGAGUCUAUCUGGAUUUCCUGUAAUUGACGACGACUGGAAAUUGGUCGGUGUUGUCUCAGAUUACGACUUACUAGCUCUACACGCAAUUUCAGGUGUGGGCGGUGGUGGUGGGGAGACGAAUAUAUUCCCAGAUGUGAACAGUAGCUGGAAAAGGUUCAAGGAGAUACAGAAGUUGUUGAGCAAGACCAACGGGGAAGUUGUAGCAGAUUUGAUGACGCCCGCUCCAUUGGUUGUUCGUGAAGCUACGAACUUGGAAAGUGCUGCCAGGGUGUUGCUUGAAACAAAGCUACAUCGUUUGCCCGUGGUAGACCGCGAUGGGAAGCUGGUGGGGGUUAUCACAAGAGAAGACAUAGUUAGAGCUGGGCUGCACAUCAAGCGCACUCACCAGAGUUAAUAUGGCUGCAGCUUUUGUUACAGAUUAUGCAUUAUGUUGCUAUAUUUUUUGUGCCUAUACCAAUUUUGACUCUCAUUC